AUGGAGUACCGCAGAGUCGGAAGGGGUGGUGCUGGCAACUACUACUCCAAGCAAGAAGUCGAGAAAGCCUCAAAAACAGAGGCGCAAAAUGAUGAUAUCGAAGCUCAAAGGCCGUCUCAAAUUGAUAGCUUAAACCAAAGCAGCAACCCACAAUCCAAAUACGCCACAUAUGGGCGGGGAGGAGCUGGCAACUGGGUUGAAACAAGUGACCGCGCAUCAGCGGCAACCCAGAUCCUGGGUGAAGAUCCAGUCCUGGACGAGAGAAGCACUCCAACAAGGGGCUACUCUGGGAGAGGUGGGGCGGGCAACUUUAGGGAUAGCACUGUCAUCGAAGGAAGACAACCGCAGGACAGAGAACUUCAAGAGAUGAAACGGACAGACAGCUUUCAAGACGUUGAAGCUGGCUUACAAGCCCCGCAACAAGCGCACUUGGGAGGCGAAAAGCUCAAGAGAGGUUCGUGA
Molecule: messenger RNA, 462 nt
Organism: Bacidia gigantensis
Lineage: Eukaryota; Fungi; Ascomycota; Lecanoromycetes; Lecanorales; Ramalinaceae
Exons: 2
Coding region: 1-462 (153 amino acids)
Source: RefSeq, a predicted model, not a curated record